AAGUUGGAUAAAAUAUAGAAACGUGAAAUCUUGGAUGUCUUCAAUCGUAGAUAAUGAAAUAUUUGAAUUUUCUUUCAUUGCAAUUCAGUACAUAAUCUGUAUUAGUAGCUUUGGUGUUGUAAUUUGUUGAAUAGAAUUUAAUUAAAAUAGCUAAUGGAGAAUUACCUUCUAAUCGCAACUUUGAUUAGUGCAAGUCUUGUAUUUGGUUGCUAUGUACUUGUUCAGAUUGGGGAAACAUGCUCCCGCGACGUCAAUGACUGUGGUACGGGGCUGCAGUGCCUGGAAUGCAACUCACAAAGCCGGUGUACACGAGUCCGAACUUCAAGUCCUAUUUCAAAAGUGAUGGAGCUUCCAUUUAACCAUUACUCAUGGCUUACAACUCACAACUCUUAUGCUUCGAGGGCAGCGAACUUGAGUAUAGACUCUAAAAUUUCGUCGGUCAUGAACCAGGAAGACUCCAUUACAGAUCAGCUGCGUAAUGGUGUGAGAGGAAUAAUGUUAGAUAUGCAUGAUUACUAUGGUGACAUUUGGUUGUGUCGCGGACCGUGCACAAUAUUUACCGCCUUUCAACCUGCUAUUAAUGUUCUGAGAGAGAUCAAUACAUUUCUCACACGACACCGAACUGAGAUAGUCACCGUUUUCAUCAAGGAUCGUGUAACAUCACCAAAUGGUGUGAACAAGGUGUUUAAUAAAGCUGGUUUGAGGAAAUUCUGGUUUCCGGUAUAUAAAAUGCCAAAGAAUGGUAGUGAUUGGCUAACAGUUAAAAAAAUGUUAAGAAUGAAUCAUAGGUUAAUUGUGUUCACUUCAAAUGCAACAAAAGAGGCUUCUGAACGCAUUGCCUAUGAAUGGAACUAUGUUGUGGAAAAUAAAUAUGGAAAUGAUGGAAUGGGAAGAGAUCAUUGUUUACAUAGAGCAGAAUCAUAUCCAAUGAACACAACAACAAAAUCACUAGUCCUAAUGAACUAUUACAGAAAUGUCCUAAAUUCCAAUGAAGCAUGUAAGGAUAACUCAUCCCCAUUGAUUCGAAAGAUGCAUACUUGCUAUAAAGAUGCUGGUAACCGAUGGCCUAACUACAUUGCUGUAGACUUUUACAAGUUGAUUGUGCAUUCAGAGAGGUGAUGGUGGGGGAGCUCCAGAAGCAUUAGAUGUUGCAAAUCGAAAUUUGUUUGUGUGAGUUCAGUCAUUUAUAUAUGCAAUGUAUGAAACUAUACUUUCAUGUCGUUUUUUUGGUUACAUGGGAUGUAGAUCUUACAUGCUUAAGAACAUAUGUUAUAUUGACGGUUUCUGUUUCUGUCCUCCACUAUAUAUUUAGUUAAUAAGCAUACUUUUGUUUUGACAAAAUACAUACUUUUGUUUUGUUGGUCA
Molecule: messenger RNA, 1365 nt
Organism: Medicago truncatula (barrel medic)
Lineage: Eukaryota; Viridiplantae; Streptophyta; Magnoliopsida; Fabales; Fabaceae
Product: PI-PLC X domain-containing protein At5g67130
Exons: 8
Coding region: 154-1119 (321 amino acids)
Biological process (GO): lipid metabolic process
Molecular function (GO): phosphoric diester hydrolase activity
Source: RefSeq, a predicted model, not a curated record